AUGCAGUACACGGCCCUACUAUCGCGGAUGCCAUCGCAAGGUUCUUGUUUUUUUCUCAAUCAACGACACAAUCAUUUUGCAGUUUUAGGCAGUGGCCAAAUCCAAUUAUGGCAAUUUCUGCUGGAACUUCUGGCCGACGCGACUGUCAACGCUCAUUGUAUCGCUUGGGAAGGCGGCAACGGCGAAUUCAAACUCGUUGACCCAGACGAAGUGGCGCGAAAGUGGGGCGAACGUAAAAGGUUGCAAGAUUCUUGGAAGAUGAUCAUUUUGAUUUUAAUUCCAGCAAGCCAAAUAUGAAUUACGACAAGUUGAGCAGGGCCUUGAGAUACUACUAUGAUAAAAAUAUCAUGACGAAGGUGCGUUAUUAUGAAGAACUUUUUUCGAUUUUCUCAAAGUGAACAAUUUUUUUUGACAGUCAUUAUUAAUUUGCUAAGUCAUUUCUAUUUUUAGACUCCAAGUUUUUAGAGCAAUAUUUUUUUGUUCGCAAUAACAUUAUUUAGUGAUUUUUUUAUUUGUAUCCAAACGCACCUUAGCGAAUCUUCUGCCGCUUUAUUUGGAUAUUUCAAGCAAGAAAAUCAAAAAAGUCGUUUUUUUAGACCUUUUUCUGAAUAGGACCUUUUAAAGAAAUGUAAAACAUGAGGCGGCAAAAAGGUGGAAACAAGAAGAUUUUGAGAAACUUUUGACACCUUUUUAGGAACUCAAAAAGAAGAAUUUUUUUUUCAAGACCUUUCUGAGGUUUUUUUUUGCCUUCGUGACAAUUUUUAUAAAGUUCUCUAUUUAAUUUUGGAUUUUUGUUAUAGAACAAUUGGAAAGAAGUUUUUGACGAGUAUUUAUUUACAGAAAAAAACAAAAACGUUAUUUGAAUGGUCUUUCAAAGAAAAAAUUUCAAGGUUCACGGCAAGCGAUACGCUUACAAAUUCGAUUUCAACGGUCUCGCCCAGGCUUGCCAAAAUACAAUGGUCAGCGGUAGUGACCUCACGCAAGCCGUUCAACAAAUCCAUCCAGCCUACGGGGGCCGUCAGUUUUAAGCUUUUUGAUCUUUUGUUAAAACAAAUCCUUUAGUUUCAUCCCGUCUCAGCCCUGGAACAACUUAUCCGUUGUUGCCUAAGCAGGAGAUGCUUGCUCAGUCGCCCUCGGCAAACGUUCGUUUUUACAGACUUUUUUUGGUCAGAAAAUCUCUGAUAAUCCUCUUUUUGAUCUAAGCUUCCUCCUUUUUUUAAAAAGUGAAGUGCAUGAUGUUAUCGAGCACUUCGAAAAAUUGAAAUUUGGUAGCCGAUCAUAGUCAAUUCGUUAGAAUUCACGGAAACGCGAUGAUAACUCUUUCACCGCUGACUAAGCCUGAGACAUGAAAGUUUUGUAGAAGAGUAGCGAAAAAAUGUGUGAAAGAUAAUUUUCAUGAGGUUUUCAUGGAGUUUUAUUUCUGUCAUGACUCUGAAUGUAAGGCAACCACAGUUGUGAAGAAUUUAUAAAAAAUUUUUUUUUGCUUUUCCGUGUAAUAUAAAUUUUUCAUUGAUGUUGUUUCUCAAAUUAGUUUUCUUUUCAGAUGAGUGUCGGGUACUGGAACGCACACCAGCCUUACCUAUAUCCCACCGCAAUGUCGCCUUACUACAGUUCAAAGAAUGACGUUAACUAAUCAAACUUUUUCUAAUAAAAUUUUAUUCAUUUUUGCACCAAUAUUUUAAGACUUUAGUUGAACCAAACAGACGAUCAGAUUGAAAGUUAGAGUGGACAAAAAAACAUGAAAAAAAUUUUUUUAUUGUCUAGGAUCGCGGCUAAAGGAACAUCCACUCUUUAAGCUUAUGAAAUGAUGAUUAAUUAUUGUUUAUUAAAUAUUCCUUUUUUUGUUUCAAAGUACCCAAACUUCCGUUUAUAAACCAACGGAAUUCAAAUUCCUCCAAUGGAAAAGAAGUCAGGAUUCCCACGGAGAGAAAGUCUUAAAAACUUUCAACCCGCUCAACUUGCUUUUUCUUAAGCAAGGACAACUUGAAGUCAAAUAAUAAUUGCGUGAAUUGUUGAAAAAACAGGGUUUUUUUCUCAAGGCAAAAGGGUUUUAGCUGCUUGAAAUAUAUCAAAACAUCAAAAAAUGUCCUAGCUUUUUAUCAGUAAGUUUUAAGCUUGUCUACUUUUUGAGCGAAAAAUUUAGUUCUUAUUUUUCUGAACAGCGCUCAGUAGAAAAAAACUACACCAUAUUCACUAUUUCGAAGCAAAAAACUUCUGGUCAAAAACUUGGAGAAAGGCGUUAAGCUGAUGAAACCUGAAAGCUUAGUGUUAUCAAACUGCACGACACAACACAAACCAUAGGAACUUUGAGUUGCCAAAAAAGGGAACAGGGACAUGGGUCUCACAAUGACGACCAUGUGCUGUGCAGUGUUAUCAACGGUGAAACGACGACGAUGGGAGGAGAAUGGGGCGGAAUUGAUGACUAACGUGCCAUCGUCUAACCAGUCGGGCCGUCACCGCCUCGCCGUCGCCCAUUCUCCAAACGUUUCCCGCCAUGGGCGCAUGCUGCUCUCGCAAGUCCAAAAAGACGCAACAGGUAGGUAAAAUGUCGAAUCAAUCGGGCUUCCUUAUCAGGGGUGGACCAUGCUUAUCGCGCUCCGCUUCCGAUCUAACGUUUGGCCGGUCGUAAAAGCAAAAAUGCACCGUUGUGUACCUUGUUGUAGGUAAACAACACCUUGACAAAUAUGUGUAUGCUUUACCUCGGUUGAAACUUCCCUCACACCUUUUUUCUAUUCCAAGCUUUUUUUGGAAGUUGCUAACUUCAAUGUCAAGGCAUACUGAGUAUUUCAGCCAACACUUCGAUCAAACGAACAAAUUCAGAAGAACACAGGUUUUUUUGAAAAUUCUCCAAAAACUCUGUUCGUCUAAACAGGACAUCUUAGAAAAAUAAUGAUAAAAGCGUUUUUAUUGCUCAAAAAAAAGCUGAACACAAUUAAAAAACGAAGAAAUCUACUUUUUUGAUAAGUUUUUAGCUAUUUUCUUAUUCACAUGAACUUUAAGCCAGAAACUCAGUAAUUUUGUUUUAUGGAGCAUGUGAAUUGAGCCCUCUGUCAAAUAAACUAACUACCGCAAACUGAGAAAAAAGAUGUUUUCCAACCUGUUUCUCCUCCGGGCUUUUUCAAGUUUUUUUUGUUGACAUUACUGUUUCAAAAAAGUGUUUUCUAAACAGCAUGUAGGACACAUGUAGUUUUUUCAACUCUGUUUUUUUCUCUGAGAUUCUUUUCUGUGUCAUGUAAAAAAAGACAUUGAUUUUUUUGUUGUGUUCUAUAGUAAGCAGAAAGAGUGAAAUAAGACUUCCGUAAAUAGGCUCACAAAUUGAAUUUUUUUGCCUGAAUUUUCUUUUACAAUACCAGUAAAGAUUUUCAGAGAAAAUCUUUUCAUUCGAAAAGCAGAAAAUGGGUUUUGGGGAGUGUAUAGAGGGCGAUUAAAAAAAUUUAAUAGAGUAAUUUGAGUGUGGAGUUUAGAGUUUUUUUCAUGCCCAACUUCAUGGUUUAAAUGAAUAUUUAUAAAAAAAUUUUCGCGCGAACACUUGAGUGAUCCGAAGUCUCAUAUUAUCUUCAUAUGAUUUUAGACCUGUUUUUUUGUAAUGCAAAUUUAAAAAAAAUUUGUUUUUCAAAAUCGGAAAGUGAAUCAAAAUAGAGAGAUUUUGAGCGAAUUUAUUAAAGAUCUCAUACCUUCACGCAAAGAACCUUCUAAAGACCUUUCUUGAUUCUCAAAUAUCUUGUUGACUUCAACUCAAAGCGAGAAAACGUGCCGACCGACAGUUCGUGUUGACGGGAACGUUGUAAAGUCGCAUCGAUGACCGUUUUCGUCAAAUAACCAAUUCCAAUUCUUCUCUAGCUUUUUGGAAACACCGCGGAAGUUCUGUCGCUUCUCAUUAUCGACUGACAAGUUGCGAACGAAUGUUGAAGUUGUUCCCAAUAGUUGAUCGAUUCGACGCAAGUUUAGUGGCUGCGAUCUCAUCGAAAGGGAAAUUAUUGCGAGAUUUUUCCUUCUUGAGCGUACUCAAUUCUCUCAACACGGUAAUCAACAACACACCAAUUUUCCUUUUUUACCAAGAAGCGGAACAAAUCGCUAAUUGCAGUUCUGAGCAAACGAGCAACUGGCAAUUAUAAUCUAAAAAAUGUCCUGCUGGGACAAAAUUUUUCCCCAAAAAGCUCAAAUGACGAAUUGUAUUAUUUUCAUCUCGUUUCGAAGCGCAACAAAAGGAGAACAAAUAAAAACAUUCCUUCGAUGCAUACCAAUCUAAACUAAACAUUUUCCCGAAAUGAGUUGGAAAUGGAAAAUCUCUAAAAAAAAAAGUUAAUAAUUUUCGAGUUUGCAAGUCACAACUCAUCAAUUUUCCAGCACGACUUUGGAGAAAUUCGAGAAGAUGACCUGAAGGUUAUAUUUCGCGAGUUCGACAUAAAUGGCGAUGGAUUCAUCCAGCGAGUUUGUGAUUUGGAAAGCCUCCAUCUCAUAUUUUUCCCACUAUUUAGAACGAACUGAAGGCGGUUAUGCAGAAGAUGGGGCAGUCGCCGACUGAUGAGGAGCUCAACGCCAUGUUCAACUCCGCCGAUCGGGACAACGACGGCAACAUUGACUUCAGUGGUUCGUUUGUUGAAAUUUGAAGAAAAAUAAACGAAAUCCAAUUGUAGAGUUUAUCUUGAUUGCCCGCGCGAAUCCGCUGUCUCUUUCCUUGAAGGCCGUUUUCGAAGAACUCGAUGUCGAUGGAGAUGGCUGCAUUACUAGGUCAGAAUGUUUUGGUUGAAAAAUCUUUUUUGGGAGGUUGGGAUCGAAAUUCUACUCACUAUCGAGGGGAAUCUCAGGAUCAUAAUGAGAUUUUAGGUAUCAGACCAGAGGACUUAAUACUUGACAAACUUCUCGUUUUUCAAAAUUAAAGUUCUGAAGAACAUAUUAUAACCAACACGUUCCACAUUUCGCAACUGGUUCGAUAAUUGCAUGGCCUAGAAAUAAGAAUGGUGAUCUCGAUUUCCCUCUUAAUCGGAAGGUAUUUAGAGAAAACUUCCAAAGUCAAAUGAUCUCUCCUAUUAGUCAAGCCGUUUCUCGGAAAAAAUGAUAACUCUCUCGUUUCAGGUCAGAACUACGCACGGCCUUCCAACGGAUGGGACAUGCUCUGACCGAUCAAGACAUCAAGGCGAUCUACAAACACGUCGACGUCAACAAUGAUGGCAAAAUCAACUUCCAAGGUUGCUUUUUUUCAGAGAAACUGUGAUGAAUGGUUAUGUGGCAAAGGCCUGCCGGCGAAAUUAUGGAAAAAAAAUUUGGCAGAAAUAGAUAAGAUUUUGAAAUCGAAAAGUUCUUGAAAGGUUUGGAAAUUCUUAGAGGCUCAAAAAAAAUGUUCAUCUUCUCAUUUUUUGCGUGAUAAUGUAGGUAUGAUCCCGCCUUUUUUUAUCAAACUUCCUAGCAUCUAAAAAUUUCUGGAAUGCAGAGACUUUUUCUUUUUUUAAAAAAAUACUCAAUUUUUAUAAGUUUCGAUGUUUUCAGAGUUCUGCGAGAUGAUGACUCGAAGAAAGUGA
Caenorhabditis auriculariae is the source of this 5519-nucleotide messenger RNA. NCBI's taxonomy places the organism in Eukaryota, Metazoa, Nematoda, Chromadorea, Rhabditida, Rhabditidae. The record is from the annotation of a GenBank genome assembly.